CCCAGGGCGGACAACGAUGAAGAAGAAUAAGGCGAAGCACUGGCAAACAGUGGAGGAUUAAUUCCUUUCCUCCUUCAUAAUUCCCAGUUUGCCGAGUCCAUCUUCCUUCUGCUGUUGUACCCGUAAGGAGCUUGUUUUGCUUGAAUAUCUCUCACUACCAAUGGCCACAAAGCCAUUGAGCAACAUAUGGAUUCGACAACAACAAUGCCCAUGCGGAGACUGGAAGUGCUACCUUAGGUCUGAUGGAGAUGAUCAAUCAACAUCAAUAAACUCCCACUUACCAAAGAAUGAGCCAACGACAUCAUCCUCAUCAUUGGUCGAACCAGUCUUCACACCCUAUGUUGGUCAGAUUUUCAAGACCGACGCAGAUGCCUUUCAGUGCUACAGCAACUUUGCGCGAAAGAAUGGCUUCUCAAUCAGGAAAGCACGAUCAACUGAAAGCCAAAACCUUGGAGUCUAUAGGCGUGACUUUGUUUGCUACCGGUCGGGAUUCAAUCAGCCUAGAAAAAAAGCCAAUGUGGAGCAUCCCAGGGACCGAAAGUCGGUUCGAUGUGGAUGUGAUGCAAAGUUGUAUUUAACAAAGGAAAUAGUAGACGGUGUUGUUCAGUGGUAUAUCUCACAGUUCAGCAAUAUACACAAUCACGAGUUGUUGGAAGAUGAUCAAGUUCGACUCUUACCUGCAUAUAGAAAAAUUCAUGAAGCUGAUCAAGAACGUAUUGUCUUGUUAUCCAAGGCUGGGUUUCCUGUGAAUCGGAUAGUUAAAGUGUUGGAGUUGGAAAAGGGAGUUCAGCCUGGGCAGCUUCCCUUCAUAGAGAAGGAUGUGAGAAACUUUGUAAGGACCUGUAAGAAGACUGUUCAAGAAACUGAUGUUUUGCUUACUGAGAAGAAGGAGAACGAUAGGUUGGAGCUUCUUGAAGCAUGCAAGGGUAUGGCAGAGAGGGAUAGUGAUUUCGCUUAUGAUUAUAGCACAGGUGUAAAUGAAAAGAUUGAGAAUGUUGCAUGGGCAUAUGGGGAAUCCGUUCGAGCCUAUGCAUUGUAUGGAGAUGUUGUUUACCUUGAUACAACCUAUCGUUCAAUAACCUAUGGAUUGCUUCUAGGAGUGAUGUUUGGCAUGGAUAAUCAUGGGAAGGCUGUUCUGUUCGGAUGUUUCUUGCUGCAAGAUGAAAGUUGUAACUCUUUUGCAUGGGCUUUACAUACUUUUGUUCGAUUUAUGAGAAGUAGACAGCCACAGACGAUUCUAACAGAUGUAGAUUCUGGGAUUAUGGAUGCUAUAGCAAUGGAAUUGCCAGAUGCUAAGCAUGUGAUAUGUCUAUGGCACGUGAUGUCCAAGUUGUCUAGCUGGUUCUGUUUGCUUCUUGGUCAGCAGUAUGGGGAUUUUAAAGCUGAGUUUGAUAUCAUCUGUCGCUUGGAAAGUGGAGAGGAAUUUGAACACCAAUGGAAUCUUUUGAUUGGAAGAUUUGGACUUGUUUCGGAUAAGCAUGCUGCUUUGCUCUACUCGUAUAAAGGAUCCUGGUCAAUGAGUUAUGUUAGAGGGUGCUUUCUGGCUCGUAUGUUGACUCCUGAGUUCUCGCAGUCGGUUGAUUUGUUCUUGAAAAGGAUUCUGAAUGGACAGUCAUGUUUGCAAGUGUUCUUUGAGCAGGUGAAUGCUGCUGCCAACUACGCGAAUGAAGCCAAAACCAGGAUUUACUAUUCGCCGAUCAAGACAGGCACACCUAUCGAAGAGCAUGCACGGAGCAUUCUUACACCUUACGCUUUCAACAUCUUUCAGCAAGAAAUUGUGUUGUCCAUGCAAUAUGGAGCGCAAGAACUGCCAGAUGGGUCAUAUCUCGUACAACAUUUUAAGAAAUUGGAUGGAGAAUAUUUCAUAAUUUGGAUACCUGAAGAGGAACAGGUUCACUGUUCGUGCAAAGAAUUCGAGCACUCGGGGAUUCUGUGUCGGCAUUCUCUGAGGUUACUUCAGCUCAAGAACUGCUUUCAGCUCCCAGAAAAAUAUUUACCAGUCCGCUGGAGAAUUACUGUGGGAGAAGAUCCUAAUGCUGAAAGCAACAGUGAUGAGUGUGUUCAAAGCUUCCAUAUUCUUGCUGCAUCUCUACUGACUGAAUCGGUGAUAUCCAAAGAUCGGUUUAGUUAUGUUCGUAAGGAGCUUUCAACAAUACUUGAGCAUGUUCGAAGCAUGCCAGCUGGAGAAGAAUUGCUUCUCAAUGUGGCUGCUAAUAAUGGCGUUGAAUCAUAACUGGGAUAAAAUAUAGUCUAGGGUGACCUAUAUAAACCAGAGUUAUAACAUUGCGCAUCAAAAUAUAAUUUUUGCUUAUCUUUGAUUGCGUUGAACAGCAACCGGAAGGGGUGAAAUACAAGCUUUUUGGUUGCUUCUAUCUGCAUCUUUAUUCAAUUAUUCUUGGGUUAAUAUAUUUGUAUGGCAUGAACUUUGAUUAAAAUAAUCAUCCCGACCAAUCUUUUC
Linum tenue is the source of this 2458-nucleotide messenger RNA. The record is from the annotation of a GenBank genome assembly. Lineage: Eukaryota; Viridiplantae; Streptophyta; Magnoliopsida; Malpighiales; Linaceae.